This is a messenger RNA of Pseudogymnoascus destructans, 2121 nucleotides long. RefSeq lists its product as uncharacterized. The transcript has a single exon. Bases 658 to 1710 code for a protein of 350 amino acids. NCBI's taxonomy places the organism in Eukaryota, Fungi, Ascomycota, Leotiomycetes, Thelebolales, Thelebolaceae. The record is from RefSeq and is a predicted model, not a curated record.
GCACCUCUACUGCACCUCGACCGCGUCCCGCCCAUCUACGAUACGGAUACCAACCAACCCAGUUGAUCUGCCGAUCGGCACCCACCUCAAACAGCCCUGCGACGCGAUUUGAAUCCCUCGAACGGACACACCAGACGCGAACAAGCGGACGCGAACAAAGAAAAAGGAAGGAGGAGGAGGAGUAGGAAGGAGGAAGGAGGAAGGAGAAGGAGGAAGGAGAAGGAGGAAGGAGGAGCAACGUUUAGCGCUGCGGUUUUCUCUUCUAUUUCGAUAUCACUUCUUUCGUCUUCUUUUUUCUUUUGCUUCCUUUUUAUUCUCUCAGGUCAAGACCUCUCAUCUUUCUUUCCUAUCCGCCCUUUUUCGACAGAGGAUAUACAGCUUCGUCCGUGCUGGCACCACACCGAUUUUCUAUUACGUUCGAGACCUGGGGUGCUAUAUCGCCCUUUUGCUUUCCCUUCUGCCAUUUGAGCAGCUACACACUUGGUCUGGACCGCUUGGCGUCGACCACCACUGCCAACCUAUCUAUCUUACUCCAGGCCGGCCCUCACAGUCACCCACCUGGCCACCACACGAACCAGCCAUGACGAACCACCUCGACCUCACCCUCUCCCCCACGCGCGCCAACAUGCUCCUCUCCCCCUCCAACCCCCCACGCCCAUGACCCUCCGCCGCGGCCGCCCUUCCUUGGACCACGGCCCCCUCUCCGCCACAACCUCCCGCUCGACCUUCGCGCGCCUCCUCGCCUCUCCCCCAGCCUCCCCCAGCCUCCCCGCCCUCGUCCCACGGCACGGGAAACCCCCUCCCUCACCCACCCCACGGCGUCUGCGCCGCCUAACCCGCUUCCUCAUCUGGGUCUUUGGCGUCUCGACGAUAGUCUACUACGCCACCGCUCUCCUGAGGGUGCACCGCCACCCCCCUUCCAUGGGCGCCUGGUCCACGGAUUCCGGCACCUCCUACGAGCUGGUGGGGGAUGACUCGCUCCCCGACUUCCCCACGCCCGUCGUGGUGACCGAUUCCUCCGGCAAACCGCGCUGGACAAUCUCCAUCCCGCCACACACCGCCUUCCCCCUGCUCCCAGGGGACUACGCCGAGCUCUGCGCGCAGACAGGGGAGAUAGCAAUGCACGUCUCGAGUCUGCUGCAUAAAUCCGCCCCUCCAGCCGCGCACAAGCCUUAUUCGCACAUCGAUCCCAACUUCCUCGACCCAACCCUCGCAGACCGCCUCGGCCUCCUCCUCUCCGCCUCCCAAGCCGCAGGCCUAACCUACCGCCCUUCCCGCCCUCCUCCACCUCCACUGCUGGGGGAAUCGUUCUCCUCUCCCUCUCUCCCGGCCUGCACCCGCUCCCUAACCGUAACACUCGAAACCCCCUCCGCGGGCCUCGCACCAACCCUAAUGCUCCUCUGGACCGCAUACGGCCUCGCCCUCUCCGAAGACCGCGCGUUCUUCAUCGACGACACGAGGUGGUCCUACGGGGCAUACACCGAUUUUUUCCUCCCCCUCCCCCCGCCACCUGUCGUCCCCCGCCACGGCACUACAUCACCCCCUGCCCGCAUUCAGCAGCGCACCUCCUCGUUUCCUCCGCAACAACAUCCCACACCUUCGGCGGGGCCUUCCACAACGCCUUCGAAGACGCGCAUCGCGCCGGUAACUCGCGGCAGAAACCGAUUUUCGAUAUGGCGAGGAAGGGGUACAAAGCACUCUUCCACCUAACGCCUGAGGACGCCCAACACGUCUCCAAGCGCCUGGCUGAGUUACGCUCAAUGGUCGCACACCCCGAAAACCCCGGGAAGAUCAUAGCCCUGCACAUCCGUCACGGCGACGCGCACCCCCUAUCCUUCCAAUACCGCGACGCCUACAUACCAACCUCCCACUACCUCACCGCCGCUCACUCCCUCCUCUCCACCCCCUUCCCCGGCCCCACCGGCGCCUCCCAACGCUCCCGCAGCGUCUUCGUAGUCGCCAGCGACGACCCAGAUGUCUACACAGAUGACGACCUCAUCGGCACCGUACGCGCACAAUCCGUUAUUAAACUCGCAUCCUGGCCCCCUCUAUCGUCGUCACAAGAAAAGGGGGAGCCGGAUGAGCGCGGCAUGUUUAGGAGGUUUGUGGAGACGCCGGUGG